AUGCCCCGCAUUCACUUCCCUCCUGCCCCUCAUUCACCUCCCUCCUGCCCCGCAUUCACCUCCCUCCUCCCCGCAUGCCCCGCAUUCACCUCCCUCCUGCCCCGCAUCAUUCACCUCCCUCCUGCCCCAUUCAUCCCUCCUGCCCCUCAUUCACCUCCCUCCUGCCCCGCAUCAUUCCUGCCCCGCACCUCCCUCCUGCCCCGCAUUCACCUCCCUCCUGCCCCGCAUUCACCUCCCUCCUGCCCCGCAUUCACCUCCCUCUCCCCGCCCCGCCCCGCAUUCAUUCACCUCUCUCCUGCCCCGCAUUCACCUCCCUCCUGCCCCGCAUUCACCUCCCUCCUGCCCCGCAUUCACCUCUCUCCUGCCCCGCAUUCACCUCCCUCCUGCCCCGCAUUCACCUCCCUCCUGCCCCGCAUUCACUUCCCUCCUGCCCCGCAUUCACCUCCCUCCUGCCCCGCAUUCACCUCCCUCCUGCCCCGCAUUCACCUCCCUCCUGCCCCGCAUUCACCUCCCUCCUGCCCCGCAUUCACCUCCCUCCUGCCCCGCAUUCACCUCCCUCCUGCCCCCUCCUGCCCCGCAUUCACCUCCCUCCUGCCCCGCAUUCACCUCCCUCCUGCCCCGCAUUCACCUCCCUCCUGCCCCGCAUUCACCUCCCUCCUGCCCCGCAUUCACCUCCCUCCUGCCCCGCAUUCACCUCCCUCCUGCCCCUCAUUCACCUCCCUCCUGCCCCUCAUUCACCUCCCUCCUGCCCCGCAUUCACCUCCCUCCUGCCCCUCAUUCACCUCCCUCCUGCCCCGCAUUCACCCUGCCCCGCCCUCCUGCCCCCUCCUGCCCCUCAUUCACCUCCCUCCUGCCCCGCAUUCACCUCCCUCCCUCAUUCCCUCCCUCCUGCCCCUCAUUCACCUCCCUCCUGCCCCGCAUUCACCCCUUCUCCCUCCUGCCCCGCAUUCACCUCCCUCCUGCCCCGCCCCGCAUUCACCUCCCUCCUGCCCCGCAUUCACCUCCCUCCUGCCCCGCAUUCACUUCCCUCCUCCUGCCCCGCAUUCACCUCCCUCCUGCCCCGCAUUCACCUCCCUCCUGCCCCGCAUUCACCUCCCCGCAUCCACCUCCCUCCUGCCCCGCAUCCCUCACUUCCCUCCUGCCCCGCAUUCACUUCCCUCCUGCCCCGCAUUCACCCCUCCCUCCUGCCCCCGCAUUCACCUCCCUCCUGCCCCGCAUUCACUGCCCUCCUGCCCCGCCCCGCAUUCACUGCCCUCCUGCCCCGCAUUCACUUCCCUCCUGCCCCGCAUUCACCUCCCCUCCUGUCCCGCAUUCACUGCCCUCCUGCCCCGCAUUCACUUCCCUCCCCGCCCCUGCCCCGCAUUCACUUCCCUCCUGCCCCGCAUUCACUUCCCCCGCCUGCCCCGCAUUCACUUCCCUCCUGCCCCGCAUUCACUUCCCUCCUGCCCCGCAUUCACUGCCCUCCUGCCCCGCAUUCACUUCCCUCCUGCCCCGCAUUCACUGCCCCGCAUUCACUGCCCCGCAUUCACUUCCCUCCUGCCCCGCAUUCACUGCCCCGCAUUCACUGCCCCGCAUUCACUGCCCUCCUGCCCCGCCCCGCAUUCACUUCCCUCCUGCCCCGCAUUCACUUCCCUCCUGCCCCGCAUUCACUGCCCCUCCUGCCCCGCAUUCACUUCCCUCCUGCCCCGCAUUCACUGCCCCGCAUUCACUUCCCUCCUGCCCCGCAUUCACUGCCCUCCUGCCCCGCAUUCACUUCCCUCCUGCCCCGCAUUCACUUCCCUCCUGCCCCGCAUUCACUUCCCUCCUGCCCCGCAUUCACUGCCCUCCUGCCCCGCAUUCACUGCCCCGCAUUCACUGCCCUCCUGCCCCGCAUUCACUUCCCUCCUGCCCCGCAUUCACUUCCCUCCUGCCCCGCAUUCACUUCCCUCCUGCCCCGCAUUCACUGCCCUCCUGCCCCGCAUUCACUUCCCUCCUGCCCCGCAUUCACUGCCCUCCUGCCCCGCAUUCACUUCCCUCCUGCCCCGCAUUCACUGCCCUCCUGCCCCGCAUUCACUUCCCUCCUGCCCCGCAUUCACUUCCCUCCUGCCCCGCAUUCACUUCCCUCCUGCCCCGCAUUCACUGCCCUCCUGCCCCGCAUUCACUUCCCUCCUGCCCCGCAUUCACCUCCCUCCUGCCCCGCAUUCACUUCCCUCCUGCCCCGCAUUCACUUCCCUCCUGCCCCGCAUUCACUUCCCUCCUGCCCCGCAUUCACUUCCCUCCUGCCCCGCAUUCACUUCCCUCCUGCCCCGCAUUCACUGCCCUCCUGCCCCGCAUUCACUGCCCUCCUGCCCCGCAUUCACUUCCCUACUUCCCCACAUUCACUUCACCUACUGA
Molecule: messenger RNA, 2373 nt
Organism: Oncorhynchus keta (chum salmon)
Lineage: Eukaryota; Metazoa; Chordata; Actinopteri; Salmoniformes; Salmonidae
Exons: 1
Coding region: 1-2373 (790 amino acids)
Source: RefSeq, a predicted model, not a curated record